UAGUGUUAAUCAAUUCCCGUUUUUUUAUGCAUUUUGUAUUUAAAUAAAUACACACUGUAAAUUAAAAAAAAAAUAAUUACAAGAAACUGGACUCAAAAUUAUUAUCAAUAGACAUUAAAAUCAAAUUAAGUAAUUUGAAUUAUUCCUAAAGUUUUUAACGUUUUCAACGUAAAAGUUUUUCAAAAAGUGAGGAAAUUUAAGAAUUCUUUAUAAUUGAAGCUCCACUUUUAAUGGUAAAGACAAAAACGAAAUCGUGUUUUUGACACAUUACAAAAUAGAAAAUAGAUCUCAGAGAAAUAAGACUUUUACGUUAAUUUGAAAAUUCAAUAAUGUCGUUAAAAAGAGCUGGUUCCGUAAAAACAUUGAAGAACUUAAAACGCACCAGAAAUGAGGAUUCAUGGGAAAGAAAUCGAGUCAAAACAGCUCGGAAUUUGGGACAAGCGUACACAUCAAAAUCGGGUGCAAGUGUUCCGGAAAAGAAAUUUGUCCCCGUCGAGGAUGCGUGCUGUAAAAAGGAAUGUUUUCGUUUUGUCGACGGUGACAGUCAACGUGCAUUGUUUGAAGUAUUUUGGCAAAGCGGCGACUAUGUCACGCAAAAUACAAUUAUUGCCACUGGAUUAAUGAAGAAAAAACGUCAAGACCCACUAACAACGGACACAAAACGUGACGAUUGGAAUUAUUAUUUCAAUCAUCCACUCUACGAUGAGCGUGUUGCCGUUUGUCGUAAAUUUCUCCUCAAUUUAUUGAAUCUCAGUCAGGGAAGAUUUUACACCGUUCAACAAAAAAUGAUUGCCGGCGAGAUAUUAACUGACAAACGUGGAAAACAUAAAAAGCACGUUGUCAAAUUAACCGAUAUGGUGAAAGAUUUAAUUCUCAAACAUUGCGAGAGUAUGCCACAUUCUUCCGUUUGUUAUAAGAACGGUGAGGUUAAAUUAAAUUAUUUCAACAGUGCCGAAUUAAAUUUAAAACGAUUGUACGAAUCAUUUCUCGAUUAUUAUGCGGCAAUAACGGAGGAAGCUGAAAUUCCUCUCAAUUUAAGUACCUACAGUUAUUAUUUCAAUCACAAUAUUAAUUAUACUUUUAGAUCAGCAAUCAAAACGGAACAUGCCGUUUAAAAGUUAGUAAUCUAGCGUCACUUUUUUAUAAAAUAUUUUUUUGUAAACAAAAUUUUCUUCUUAUAAUGAAAAUGUACUUUCAAAUUUUCUUCUUUGUGUAAAAAAAAACGUUCAGUUCAAACUAAUAUAUUGUAAAAUUAAUAUGACAAGCAAAUAAAUUAUCUCCUUCAUAAA
Messenger RNA from Leptopilina heterotoma, 1289 nucleotides. RefSeq lists its product as uncharacterized. The transcript is spliced from 3 exons. Lineage: Eukaryota; Metazoa; Arthropoda; Insecta; Hymenoptera; Figitidae. The record is from RefSeq and is a predicted model, not a curated record. The coding region runs from base 330 to 1115 and encodes 261 amino acids.